Pyrus x bretschneideri (Chinese white pear) is the source of this 2091-nucleotide messenger RNA. Its product is annotated as protein IQ-DOMAIN 17-like. The record is from RefSeq and is a predicted model, not a curated record. The transcript has 5 exons. NCBI's taxonomy places the organism in Eukaryota, Viridiplantae, Streptophyta, Magnoliopsida, Rosales, Rosaceae. Gene Ontology annotation, molecular function: protein binding. The coding region runs from base 218 to 1828 and encodes 536 amino acids.
GAAUGAAUCUUAAGCUUUAGCUGAACAAGUCACAUUCUUGGGUUUCUCUCUCGAGCUUUCUAUAUCAAUCUUUAGAGUUAAAAGAGGUCGCACUUUCGUACAAGCCACGGUCAUCCCCACUGUCAUUAUCUGUCACUUUGUGUUCUCUCUUUCUCUCUCUCGGCCUCCUACUUGCUGCUGUAAAUGCAGCUGGGUUUUAGUUUUACUGUAUUAUCUGAUGGGGAGGAAGGGCGGCACUUCCUGGUUGACUGCUGUCAAAAGGGCUUUCAGAUCUCCCACUAAAGACGACGAAGAUCAGAAGAAAAGAGAGAAACGAAGGUGGAUUUUCAGAAAACCCACAAGUUUAAACCAACAAGAAACAGUGACCCAAGAAGCAGCCGCGGAGCAAAGGCAUGUUUCUGCAGCUGCAGAUCAAAAGCACGUGCUUUCUGUGGCGGUGGCCACGGCGGAGGCAGCGAUGGCCACCGCCCACGCAGCCGCAGAAGUGGUUCGGCUGACUAGGCCAUCCAAUCACGCCAGAGAAAAUUACUACGCCAUUGUUAUCCAGACAGCUUUCAGAGGAUACUUGGCAAGGAGGGCGCUUCGUGCUCUUAAAGGGCUUGUGAAGUUGCAGGCAUUGGUGAGAGGCCAUAAUGUCAGGAAACAAGCAAAGAUGACGCUCAAGUGCAUGCAGGCUCUGGUUCGAGUACAGUCUCGGGUGCUCGAUCAGCGAACCAGGCUUUCUCAUGAAGGCAGCAGAAAGUCUGCGUUUAGUGACACCACCAGUAGGGUUUGGGAAUCGCAGUAUCUUCAAGACAUUUCGGAUAGGAAGUCCCUGCAGUCUAGAGAGGGAAGUAGCAUAGCAGAUGAUUGGGACGAACGUCCUCACACCAUCGAGGAAGUAAAAGCCAUGUUGCAGCACAGGAAAGAAGCUGCCAUGAAGCGAGAGAAAUCGUUGUCCCAAGCCUUUUCUCAACAGAUAUGGAGGAACGGCAAGACCCCAUCUAUGGGAAAUGAGGAUGAGCUUGAAGAGAGACCGAAAUGGCUGGAUAGAUGGAUGGCCCCAAAGCCAUGGGAGAGCAGAGGAAGAGCUUCAACUGACCAGAGAGACCACAUUAAAACAGUCGAAAUCGACACUUCUCAGCCUUAUUCAAGUUUAGCACCAAACUACAGAAGAUCAAGCGCAAGCCAAUACCACCAAAACCAACAACAAAGACCCAGUUCACCAAAGCAAAGACCCGGCUCACCUAAACAAAGACCCAGCUCGCCACUCCAUAGAGAUAGAGCCUACCAAAGCCAACCCUUUCAUCAUCACUCCCCUAUCACACCCUCCCCAUCGAAAACCCGGCCUGUCCAAGUCCGGUCUGCCAGCCCUCAUUGCAUUAGAGAAGAUAGAAGUUCCAAUGCAUCUCAAACUCCAAGCCUUAGGUCCAACUAUUUCUACACUGGUGCUGUGCACCAACAACAUAGCAGCAGGGCUGGUAGCACAAGCAAUAGUAGCAUUGCCAAUUCUGGUGUUGCAUUGCCUAAUUACAUGGCUGCAACUGAGUCUGCCAAGGCUCGGAUACGCUCUCAGAGUGCACCCCGGCAAAGGCCAUCUACACCAGACCGGGAACGAGCAGCCGGAUCAGCAAAGAAAAGGCUCUCGUUUCCAGCUCCUGAUCCUUAUGGCGUGACAAUUGGAUAUGGAGGUUAUGGACACAGCUUGAGGAGUCCAAGCUUUAAGAGUGUGAGUGCAUCGCAUUUCGGCAUGGAGCAACAGUCUAACUAUUCUUCUUGUUGCACUGAGAGUCAUGGUGGUGAGGUUUCCCCUUGUUCAACUAGUGACCUUAGGAGGUGGUUGAGGUGAUUAAAAUUGACUGGGGGGGAUUGUGAGCUAUAACUUGUCUCAAUCUUUUAGUUUGAUUUGAAUUGUGAUUAAGAGGUAGUUUUGACCACUAAAUAAUGUUCUAGUGGCAAUUGGGAUGUAAUUUUAGAGAGCAGUGAGUAUUUGGGUAGGUAGCAGAAUGAAUCUGAUCGAAGUUUUCCCCCCUUUUUAUGAUUGGCUUGAAGUUAAAGGUGCAAGUGUGCUUUUUAUUUUAUUUUAUAUUUUAUGAUGAACAUUUUCUUUUA